This is a messenger RNA of Sitodiplosis mosellana (orange wheat blossom midge), 4826 nucleotides long. RefSeq names its product zinc finger and BTB domain-containing protein 49. The record is from RefSeq and is a predicted model, not a curated record. NCBI's taxonomy places the organism in Eukaryota, Metazoa, Arthropoda, Insecta, Diptera, Cecidomyiidae. The transcript has 6 exons. Bases 2210 to 4321 code for a protein of 703 amino acids.
GGGAGUGGUAUGUCAAAACUGACGCACACAUCACAUCGUCAUCGAAUUAUUCAGAAUAAUUUUCUUUAUUUUUUUCUUUUGUUUUUUUCGUUAGUUUUUUUCGUUUUCUUCGUUUUCUUUUAUUCGAUUAAAAGCAAAUAAAAUGAACGCGGCGAACAAACGUCGUUAAUUGGAAAAUUAAAGACGGGAAAAACGAAAAGCCAGCAAUCAGAAUUGAAGAAAACGAGAAAUAGAAGAACGAAGCGAAAUGAAUCAUUUUGAUUGAGGAAAACGAAGCCAAAACUAGCGCCCGAUUCAAUUCAAUGUGAUGUGUUUGAUUGUUAUAAUCGAGUAUAUUGCGCUAACUUCGAUCAUUAUUAUCAUGACUUUGUAAUCAAGAAAUAAAAUUAAAUGUGUAAACUCUGAAUAACAAAUAUGGUGUCACAAAUGACCACGACAACGAGGUAAUGCGCCAGAAAUAAAAGGAGAGUGAGUGAAGAUCGGUGUUUUAUUGUUGCCACUUAUUCUUUAAUAACGGUGUCAUAUACGAUAUAUGCAAGUGAUUUCAUAGGUAUAUUUCGUGUGCGCAUACAAAAAGUGAUUGGUGAUCGAAAAUCAAUUAAAGCGACAACAUACACACAUUAAACAUGGAACAUUACGGCGUUGAUUUAAUCGGUUGGCAUUGCAAAAUGUAGCACAUUCACACGUACAUCAUCCCCCGUCCGAAACGACGGAUAAGCUGAAAAAAACGACCGUAUAUCUAUACCGAACGAGAAACACGAGAAAGAGAAAAACGGCAGACAACCAAUUACAACAAAACCGUGUGUGAUAUCUGCUUUCUCUCUUCAGAGAAAAAAAAAACACAAAACGAGGCAAUAAUAAAUCGAAAAGAAUACGCCUAACACUGACAAAAGAAAGAAGCAAGAUGACACUGUAUUUACAUACAAAGAAACACCAAUUAAACAGUGGCCCUUUUACUGGCAAAAAAGACACAAAGCGAUUUUCGAAAGAAAGCAUUUCACUCAUUGAUAAUUAGUGAAAAGCAUUUAAACAUAUACUCGACUCAAACACACGGAGGGGGGCACACAGUGUCGCUCAAACCGAUUGUACGAACUGAAAGAGAGCGAACAAAGAAAGAGUGAUAUAUAGAGUGUAGUACGGUGUAUGUCCUGCAUAUUUGAUAUUAUGUUUGCAUUCAGAAUGGUGGAAAGAUAACGUGUUCAGGCCGUGUUCUGUAGAAGCGCGCGCUCUCUUGCUCGUCUAUUCGAGAGAAAAAGCGAGAGAUUACAUACACAUAAACACUGUUUUAUUGUACAAGUUAUUAAUAAAGACUUCACACAGAACCUAUUUUUCUAAAAAUAAACAAAACUAUAUUUAAAACAUAACAAGACAAAGCAAAACAAAAAGUUAUGGCUAAAGAUUUAAAAAUAAUGUCAAAUGACAAAAAAAGCAAAAAUGAAAACAAAGCAAAGAAAAAAAACAAAAACACAACAAUAUAAACACAAACAACGAAAGCAAUACUACCCAUCCUGUGCAAUUCUUUUCGUAAUCCAAUUCAAAUUUAUCUAAGACUUUUAUAAUACUCAAUAUAAAAUAACCCAACUAAUAAAGUUCAUUCGAAUGAAGAGGCGAAGCGAAGCAAAACAAGAGUAGAAUAUAGAUAUUUUCCCCAAAAAAAAGGAGAAAAAAAUUAUGUGGAAGCAAAAUUACUUUCAAGUGAUAUUAUCAAUUUUAAUGGAAGUUUCAUACCGAUGCGAACCGAACAAAAACACUACAAAAGGAACUAUUGCUUGUUAAUCUUCUUUAUCUUUUGUUGACGUUCAAAAAGAGGAAAAAAAAAAGAAAACUAUACGGGAGAGAGAGAGGGAGCGAAUGCAGCAACAAUAAUAAUAUACAUAUGUAUAGACAGAGGGAUGCAGAAAGAGAGGGAGAAAAAAAACUCUAAAAGUGAUUUCGAUGAGGCACUUAACGUCAGUAAGGAUUUGCAUUGGCAGACAAAAUGAGAUGAAAUAAGUCGUGCAGAAAAUAAGUGGCGAAACCAUAACAAAGGACAUCAGCGAACAAUAAAUUAUCAGAGGAAAAAGAUACAGAGAAAGAAAUCGAAAAGAAAAACUUAACAUAAUUAAUUACGUGCAGGAGAGGAACAGAGAGCGCGAGAGAGAAAAAGAGAGAGGCAACGACGAGCCGAAAAAGAGAGAGAGCAAGCAGAAAAAAAACAACAGAAAAAAACAUGCCUCGUUGUUUUACAAUAAGAAAAGACAGAAAACACAGUGCUCAGCACAAUUCGAUGCAGCCGCAGAGCAGAAAAAUCGCUGGCAGCUCCUGCGAUGAAAAAAGCAGCAAACAUUGUGAUGGCAAAAAACCACACAGAAAAGUAGCUGUUAUACAGAGAGCAUCAACGCAAAUAACCAGCAAAAAAUCACAACAACAACAACAACCGAAAGGCAAAAACAGCAUCGUCGAUGGACGCAUUCUUCGUGAACCAUCCGAUAAUAAUGAUUCAAUUUCGAAUCGAAGCAACAGAUCCAAUGGUGUGGUGAGUGGUGAAUGGAAAUCAACCAUAAUGCAGCGAAAAAAGCUCAUGAACUCAACUAAUGCAGCUGUUCAACAGCAAACAAAAGCUACAGCUCCGACCAGUCCGACUGAAGCCACCAUUGCUCCAAUUUACUACAACGGCAAUACAAAUGAUUCAAGAAAUGAAGGUGUAAUCAUUUCUUCGAAAACAAAUGAAUUCGAGCGGCUGUCAUAUGCGACGAGGGAAAAUUACCAACCCUCAAAUUAUUCGGAAAAAUCAAGUGAAUUUGUUCGAUCCGAUGCAGUGGUCACUAAUCCCAUGUCAAUUAAUAUUAAACGCGAUUUGUCGGUAAUCGCCAGUGAACCGGUGCAUCAAACGAACAAUUCCAUUGUUACAUCCCAUCAAAUGUCAUCCGCAACGGUUUACAAACCCGUUCAAAGUGUUAUUCAGUCGACCAAUUCGAAUGACAACAUUUCAUCGCUGGUUGGAUCCAUGCCAUCGUUCCCUCCAAUUUCCCGAUCAAAUUCAAACGGUGCGGGCGAGUAUCACAAGGAUUCCACGUCGUCAAUACAGUCGAAUCAAUACUUUGUACUACGAUCAUCGGCCGAUAGUAGUUCCAUCAACAGCCAACCGUCUGUUUAUCGUGAGCGUAGCAUCGAAGAAACCGAAGCAGCCCAUGAUCUAUUAUCACUGUCACAAAGCUUACCGCCACUUCCAGCGCCAUGUGUCGUCACCAUUUUACAUCCAGUUACAAAUUACAAUGUCAAUUCACCCGAUGUCCAAGAAAUCACACCAAGUCGACCAACAAAAGAGUAUAUUACGUAUACGAGUGGCCGAUCCGAUAUUCAUGCGAGAAAUAAGAAGAACGUUAGUACACAGUUCGAUGCAGAAGAUAUGCUUCCUGAUGAUAGCUCCAGCUCCGAUAUAAAUCCGCAAAUAACGCCAUUGACACCACCAACAUCCGAAUCGUCUUCGUCCGAUGUUGAAUUUAUAUCGGAAGCGGUAACAAGAGGAUCUUCGGAAACGUCAUCAUCCUCAUCAUUGUUAUCAUCAGCAUCGUCGUCUCCGCAGCGAACGAACGGUCAAAGUGCAAAUCAAAAAACUCAAAAGUCAAAAUCCGCCCAAGUAUUUGGUAUGACAAUUUUCGAUGCCGUCAUGAUAAAUGAUGGCCGAUCGAAAAAGGGAAACGGUGAUGCUGAGGUCAUUCACAUUGAGGAACGUCGUACGAAGGGCCGUUACAAAUGUCCACUCUGCGGAAAGCAAUAUGCAACAUCAAGUAACUUAAGUCGACAUAAGCAAACGCAUCGUAGUUUGGAUUCACAGUCAGCCAAAAAGUGCAAUACUUGCGGAAAAGCCUAUGUCUCGAUGCCGGCCCUAGCAAUGCAUUUGCUAACACAUAAACUCACCCACAGUUGUGAUGUGUGCGGUAAAUUAUUUUCACGACCAUGGCUGCUGCAAGGCCAUUUACGCUCACACACUGGCGAAAAACCAUACGGUUGUGCUCACUGUGGCAAAGCAUUUGCUGAUCGUUCAAAUUUGCGUGCCCAUAUGCAAACGCAUUCAGUAAAUAAGCAAUUUGAGUGCACAAAGUGUCGAAAAACGUUUGCACUCAAAUCGUAUCUAAACAAACACUUGGAGUCAUCAUGUUUGCGGGAAGAAUUUAAAAAGUCAUACGAUAACAAAAAGAAAGGUGAUUCGAUGGACAACACCACCGACAUUUCGAUGGAUGACGAUAUGAUUGAUGUGACCCAGUGUUCACCGACAGCAGCCAAAUCAGUCGAUGAUUGCGACGAAGACGAUGAUGACGAAGAUAUUAUCGUAACAUAAAUCAUACGUGCGAAAUUCAAAACUUUUCUCUUUCUUUUCAAAAGAGUAAAAACACAAAAAUCAAGCAAUUCGUGGCAAAUAGAUCCCGACUCAAUAAGACUACUUUUAUAUAGAAUUAUACAGACAUUUACCAAGUUUGAAGACUUCUUAUAAGUAAACCGAAGACGAAGAAAAAGAAGAAAUGAAAAUCAUUAACCGCAGAGAGAAACAUGUGUAAAUUCAAUCAACAUAAGGCAAAAUUUUCAAAGGCAACAACCGAAUAUUUUUUUUAAAACAAUUGGUGCAAUUAUUAGAAAUGACAACAAAAACAAAUUGUAAAAUUAGAAAGCAAACGUUUUUUCAAUUGGCUCGUGUUUAUUGGAGUUUUCGUGUUUUUUGAUAUUAAUAGAAAAGAAAUACUUUUACACGCCCUGUGCGCUAUCCUCUUCCCUCUUGGUAAGAGAGACGAAAAUAUGUUGCAGAAAUUUCAUUUUUGAUAACAUAACAAAAUAUUAAAAAAGAAAAA